Molecule: messenger RNA, 1499 nt
Organism: Ilyonectria robusta
Lineage: Eukaryota; Fungi; Ascomycota; Sordariomycetes; Hypocreales; Nectriaceae
Exons: 6
Coding region: 188-1294 (368 amino acids)
Source: RefSeq, a predicted model, not a curated record
GAUGCAGCGAGGAAUGCGACCCACACACACUCGUGUGACUUCCUUCAGCCCUUCUCCUUUGUGUUCAGCAUCUUCCCAAAGCCAGUUAAACAGGCCGUGGAUCUCGAAUUCAGACCCCCCCUUCUUCAGCUGCAUGGCCGCUCUUUCGAACUCUGGUUGAAUUCCAACCGCCGUUCCCUUCAUCGUCAUGGCAUUAGCUCCGUCUGGCCCGACCGUUCUGGCCGUCAGCUUCACCCUCAUCGGCAUCGCAGCGUUCCUCAUUGCAGCCCGGAUAUAUCUGCGGCUGAAGAUCCAAAGGAGGAGACUCCAAGCGAGCGAUUUGUUUAUGAUAGCGGCAUGGUGUGCCGCUGUGUCGACUGCGUCCUUUGACGUCUUCUUCUUCGUCAAUGGGAUCCUAAGGGCCGAUCUUAACUACACGCUCGUGAACUACGACGCUGAUGCUCAGACCUUUGAAUACAUUUUAAGGGUCAUGUGGGGAGGCGUGAUACCCUUCUUCAGCACGUUUUACCUCUGCAAAGCGUCGUUGCUCGCCGUCUACCUGCAGCUGUUCCCCGUAUUCAUGGUCAAACGAAGGAUUGCACUCUGGGCAACAAUUGUAUACUGCGCGAUAGCGUACGUGGUGUCUAUAUCGUUGGUGUUAUUCCUCUGCUAUCCUAUUGAUAGGAACUGGACCGUAACCAAGCCCGAGCGUUUGUGUCCUACAACUGUGCCAGCUACCAUAUUCCAAAUCUCCUGGUCAUUGAACUUCUUCGGCAGUCUCCUCCUCUUUGCCCUACCUUGGAUGAUCGUCUAUAAGCUGAAAAUGGCCCGGCCAAUGAAGAUUGCCCUAUACAGUGUCUUUCUUCUUGGCUUGGUCGACAUAUCCUUCUCGUUGACACGAUUCCUAACAAUCCAGUUGGGCAACGAGGGCGACUUUCGAGCCAUUACUCUCAUCGAACUUUGGAGUGCUCUAGAUGCAUACGGUGGCCUAAUAAUCGCCUGCCUUCCCUCUCUGCGACCGUAUCUUCGCAAAGACCCCGCCGGGUCAUACGACGAAGAUGACAAGUCCCCACAUCCCAGUCGAUCGACACCAGCCCGCCGAGCUGGCCAGAACGGAUUUGAAGAGAUUGACGAGACGUCAUAUCCCAGGAGUACCGACGACAUUACAAGUGGACCGUUCAGACGUCGAGACUCGAAUUCGCCCGAUAUUAUAGCGCAUAGCACGUGGACCUUCGAUAAAAAGAGCAACAGAAGUGACGUUGAGCUGGUCAACAUCAACGCGAGGGCACCUGUUAGAGAGGAGGCGCAUGUAUAAUUGUUUAAAUUAUCUUUAGAUGCCAUAACGAAGCCAUGAAGAACUCGGCCUACAAUUAUCCGGCCGGAUUCUGAUACUGCUCAAUUCGAGUUGGAAGCAGUACAGACUGAUAUUACAAGAGGAGGAAAGAACAUUCUCCAGACUAGUCAAAGGAUCCUAGGUGAUUCUAAUAAAGAUACCCGCUCUCAAUGAUUAUAUUGCCAAA